AAUCAAAGGGGAGUUCAAAGCAAAGGAAGAGAGGAUGAAAAGAUAUCGAGACCUGUCCUUAGAAAUGCUAGGAAGGUUUGAGUUUGAGCUUGAACACAUACCCCGGGCGCACAACGCGGAAGCUGAUGUUCUGUCCAGGCUUAGUGCAGAAUCGCCAGAAUAUAUAAGCAAAUUAGCAACGGUGGAAGAGUUGGCAACCCCGAGUCUCAACAGGGAUGAAGUGCUCUGGGUGUCAGCUGAUCCCCCAGAAUGGUUAGACAAGUUAGCCAGAUACAUUGAAGACGGCGUGGCUCCGGAGGAUCCCCAAGAAGCCCGGUUGCUGCGAAUGAGAGCUCCCACCUACAAGGUGCAGGAUGGAGUCCUUUAUAAGCGGUCUUACAACGGCGUUUUGCUCCGCUGUCUCAGGGCAGCAGAGGCAAAGGUGCUUAUGGAAGAGAUACACGAAGGAGUAUGUGCUGCACAUCAGGGCCCAUACUCUAUCUCGAGAAGGGCGAUAAUCCAGGGAUAUUUCUGGCCAACAAUGAGGAAGGAUUGCGAGGAGUAUGUGCGCAAGUUCCCAACUUGCCAACAGUUCCAGAAUGUGCCCGGGAGACCAGCCACAAACUACACGCCCAUCAGCUCUGUAAUCCCUUUCUCCAAGUGGGGAAUCGAUAUCGUGGGAGCCCUGCCAAAAGGGGUUGGACAGACCUCCAGUUCCUCAACAUCUUCUUCUUCUUCAUCUGAGCGACCGGCUACUUCCCCACCGAAGAAGCCGGUCGACGCUUUCACUUGUGCCCCUUCUUCUUCCGUUGCACAAGUGGUCUCGGUUGCCCAGCCUGGGGACGAGGGCUUCAUUCAGCUGGACGACCGGUUGCUCCAAGAGCAACCGUCGUACAUUCAGAAACCUCAAAUCCACGAGCUGCGUAACCUGAUGCCUGAUGGGUACCAACUGACCUACCGGGCAACGUGGAAGAACAUUAUUUCUCUCCACGUCGGUACGUCGAUUGGUAUCCAUUACCAUUCUAUCCGGGACUUGGGUGAAUUCUCGAUUCACCCAUUCAAAGUCCUCUUCCUUGAGACAUACGGGAUCAUGCCCGGGCAGCUGGCCCCAAAUGGUCACCAAGCCUCCACCCGCGGCCUCUACAACGUCGGGAAGUGGAGUGUUUAUCCCGGCCGGGAGACUGAUCCUGAGCCGGAGAUUGUCCUGACCGGGGCGAUCCCCGACGCCAUCCCCAUUCGCCGGGUGCGAGGGUCCAAAGCCCCGGCCACCGCCACCGCCGGUCCUUCACGCCCGGGGAGGAAGAAGAAGGAGAAAGGAGCCCUCGACUACCCAGCCCCCCAACCAACCAUCCGUCCAGCAUUCCCCCUGGACGAGCAGCCGGCCCAAUCUCAUCAGGGGACCAGCCAACCAAUUCACUCUAGGGAACUCUACAUUAAUGUAGAUACCUUUGAGUUCGACACCCUGAUGGGGGAGACCGGCCACACAUCAGAGGCCGGGCUGGGAGGUCAACCCAACGAGGAUGGCCAUGGCGAAGAGGAGGCUGCUGAAGAGUCUCUUCAACGGAAGAAGCGGAAGGCUGAAGUAAUCAACCAGCCGGCUCAGCACGUGGCCCAGUCCUCCGAUGCCGGCAAAGGGCAAAGCCAGCCCUGGUCUAUGGCUCUUAUGUCUCGGUCGAACGAGGAGCUCUUUCAGGCUUUCUGCGCCGACCUACAUGAGGUCGGCCAGAUCGGCCACGAAUGGUUCACCCGGCUGGUGAAGUCCCGGGACGAGGAGAAGGCUAGGAUGGAGGCCAUGGUGGUGGAGUGUCGGAAGGAGGCCAAAGCUGCUGUUGAGAAGGCGAAGAAGGCUGAGGAGAAGCUGAUUGAGCAUUGUGCGGCCUACCGCAAACUUUAUGCUAAGCAUGAUGGAUUGCUGAAGGCCGCAAAAGAGGCCGACGAGCAGGCUCAAGCAAAGAUACAACAGCUGGAGGCCGAGAAUGCCCGAUCGGCCGAGGAGAUUGCCCGACUUGGGGAUGAGCUGGAGAAAGAACGGGCCGAACGAGCUUCUCUUGCAGCAGUCUGGGCGAUUUAGGAACCAGAGGAGUUUGCUAGCCGGGCCAUCGCUGAUCGGGAUGCUACCAUCCGGCUGGUCCAAGGGCUCUACAAGCAUGAGCCAUCAGCCAAGGUCAUUGAUGAAAUCGCGACCUUUGGCUUUGAAAGUGGCCAAUAUGAUGAGCGGCGGGCGCUGUAUGGCAUUCUUGAGUAGCGGAUCGAAGGCUUCAAGCCAAAGGCCCUUUCUCUGCCCGAGCUGCAUGACGAGGCGCCGAUCGCACCUUUCCCGGGAAUCUGACCUUAGCCUUCUUCUCCUUUUGUUUUUUUAUCUUUCAUAUGUAAUGACUGGCCUCCGGGCCUUUAUUGUAAGACUGGCCUCCGGGCAUUUUUCCAAUAGUAAUGAAAGUUUUUCUUCCAU
This is a messenger RNA of Cuscuta campestris, 2428 nucleotides long. The record is from the annotation of a GenBank genome assembly. NCBI's taxonomy places the organism in Eukaryota, Viridiplantae, Streptophyta, Magnoliopsida, Solanales, Convolvulaceae.